Molecule: messenger RNA, 1206 nt
Organism: Symbiodinium sp. CCMP2456
Lineage: Eukaryota; Dinophyceae; Suessiales; Symbiodiniaceae
Source: the annotation of a GenBank genome assembly
AUGUACACCGAGCUGGCCACCAUGUAUGCGAAGUAUAAGCCAAAGAUGCUUAUGGACUUCAUCAAGAUGAACAUUCAGAAGUUGAACAUCCCGAAGCUGAUCAAUGCAUGCGAGAGGCACUAUCACUGGGAGCACGCCGUCUUUCUGUACACCCACUAUGACGAGUACGACCAGGCGGCAAACACCAUGAUGGCCCACAGCCCAGUGGCUUUCGCACACGACCAGUUUCUCAUGAUCAUGCAGAAAGUCUCCAACAUGGAGCUCUACUACCGGGCCGUGCAGUUCUAUCUGGACGAGCAGCCGCUGCAGCUGAACUCCCUGCUUUCCACCAUCACGCCGAAGGUGGAUCACGCGCGUGUCGUGCAGCAGGUUCGAAAGCUCGGACAGCUGCCGCUCAUCAUGCCCUACAUGAAGCAGGUGCAGCAGCACAACAUUGCGCCUGUCAACGAGGCGAUCAAUGAGCUCUACGUGGAUGGGGAGCAGUAUGAGGAGCUGAGGCAGAGCAUCGAGGAGUUCGACAACUUCGAUCAGAUUGCUCUAGCCCAAAAGCUGGAGAAGCAUCAGCUCAUUGAGAUGCGGCGGAUCGCGACCCUGGUCUACCAGAAGAACAAGCGCUACAAGCAAGCCAUCGAGCUGGCCAGAAAUGACAAGAUGUACAAGGACUGCAUGGAUUCUGCGCUGGCGAGCGGCAACCAAGAUCUGGCAGAGACACUCCUCAAGUAUUUUGUCGAUAGCGACAUGAAGGAAUGCUUCGCAGCCUGCCUGUACACCUGCUACGACCUCAUUCGGCCGGAUGUGGCCUUGGAGCUGGCGUGGAAGAGCCGAAACAUGGACUUCUGCAUGCCUUACCUGAUCCAGGUAGCAUUGCAGGAUGUGUUUGGGUGCGUGACACGGUCGCAGAAGACAGAAAGCCUCAAGGUGCUCCGGGAGUACACGGACCGCGUUAAUGCGCUGGAUAAGAAGACGCAGAAGAAGGAGGAAGAGGAGGAGAAGCAGAAGAGCGCUCCGAACGACUAUGUGCCUGACUACAUGAUGCCGCACAUGGCCCCAGACACAUUGAUUCAACAAGGCUACGUUGGUGCAGACGCAUCGGCGGUCGAAGACGCAUGGAGGGCGCAGACGCAUUGGGAGGCGAAGACGCACUGCGACGACGCAUCACGAGGCGAAGACGCGAUGGGUAGAGGAGGAGGUGCGAAGACGGUUUGA